UGACAGCCCUGCCGACAAUACCUACACCCCCUCCACUCGGAGAUAUAAACGGAUCAGCACCAGUGAACUGUCUUUCUGCGCCGAACGUGGACGGCGGCCAUAAACUCAGACUUGACUGUGCCGGUGUCGUGCUAAACUAAACAAUGGGGAAAGAAAAGCUCCACAUCAACAUCGUCGUGAUCGGCCACGUCGACUCCGGCAAGUCCACCACCACCGGACACCUCAUCUACAAGUGUGGUGGCAUCGACAAGAGGACCAUCGAGAAGUUUGAGAAGGAAGCUGCCGAGAUGGGCAAGGGCUCCUUUAAGUAUGCCUGGGUGCUGGACAAGCUGAAGGCAGAGAGAGAGCGUGGGAUCACCAUUGACAUCUCGCUGUGGAAGUUUGAGACCAGCAAAUACUACGUCACCAUCAUCGAUGCACCUGGACACAGGGAUUUCAUCAAGAACAUGAUCACUGGUACUUCCCAGGCGGACUGCGCCGUGCUGAUUGUCGCGGCCGGCGUGGGUGAGUUCGAGGCCGGCAUCUCCAAGAACGGGCAAACCCGUGAGCACGCCCUGCUGGCCUACACCCUGGGAGUCAAGCAGCUGAUCGUGGGUGUCAACAAGAUGGACUCCACGGAGCCCAACUACAGCCAGAAGCGCUACGAGGAGAUCGUCAAGGAAGUCAGCACCUAUAUCAAAAAGAUCGGCUACAACCCCGACACGGUGGCAUUCGUGCCCAUCUCGGGCUGGAACGGGGACAACAUGCUGGAGGCCAGCCCCAAUAUGACAUGGUUUAAGGGCUGGAAGAUCACACGGAAGGAGGGGAAUGCGUCCGGGACGACGCUCCUGGAGGCCUUAGACGCCAUCCAGCCCCCAUCGCGCCCUACAGACAAACCCCUGCGCCUGCCUCUUCAGGACGUCUACAAGAUUGGAGGGAUCGGGACCGUACCCGUGGGCCGUGUCGAGACGGGGAUGCUGAAACCUGGCAUGGUGGUGACCUUCGCCCCCGUGAACGUGACUACCGAGGUGAAGUCAGUGGAGAUGCACCAUGAGGCUCUGACCGAGGCCCUGCCUGGAGACAAUGUGGGCUUCAAUGUGAAGAACGUCUCCGUCAAGGACAUCCGGCGUGGCAAUGUGGCCGGUGAUAGCAAGAACGACCCACCCCAGGAGGCUGCCAACUUCACCGCACAGGUGAUCAUCCUGAACCACCCUGGUCAGAUCAGUGCAGGCUACGCCCCCGUGCUGGACUGCCAUACCGCCCACAUCGCCUGCAAGUUUGCUGAGCUGAAGGAGAAGAUAGACCGACGCUCGGGGAAGAAGCUGGAGGAUAACCCCAAGUCCCUGAAGUCUGGAGACGCUGCCAUCGUGGACAUGAUCCCUGGGAAGCCCAUGUGUGUGGAGAGCUUCUCUGAGUAUCCCCCACUUGGGCGCUUCGCGGUGCGCGACAUGCGGCAGACGGUGGCAGUCGGGGUGAUCAAGGGCGUGGAGAAGAAAGCUGCGACCACUGGAAAAAUCACCAAGUCCGCCCAGAAAGCACAGAAGGCCAAAUGAACGUUGUGCUGGGCUGCCGACUCCAGGGUCACCCGUGGCAGAACAACGCUCUCCCAACUCUUCUUUCCAGUUGGCCUCCUAAGUUCCAUAGUCAAAGACUGGUUAAUUAUUACAAUGCAUCGUAAAAGUAUCAGGAGGAAAACAACCUAAUAGUAAUAUCGAUAAUGAUGCAGAUUGUGUACCGUUGUAUUUAUGUUUUGUUCACUAAAUUCUUACUACCUAGUUUUAAAUGUGUACUUUUACAUGGGAUCAGCAGCUUGACAAUAGGCAUUGUGUGUGAGAGGCAUCAGCGUGAGAAAACUGGCACCCUCUCCUUCAUGCCUGCAUCUUGUAGUCCAAUUUUCACCUUCUUGCUUUGAGUGUUUGCACAUAUACCAGGUGUUUGUUCGCUGUAAUGAAACUUCAUGCGGUUUUAAACAAUAAUAAAAUGUCAGCCUUUCAGUAGUAAAAGAAAUAAAUGCCGCGUUGUGUUCUAUCUUAAAGGGAAACCUGUUUUCGAAAUCUGUUGCCAUGAGUGCAUGCAUAAAUGACAUCUUGUGCACUUAGCAUUGCUUAAGUCUUUACCUGGCAUUUUAAUUGGCAUUUACUCCUGCUUGCACUUGAACUUGACUUUGGUUCCUGCACCUUAUUGUUGUCUGUGGGCAAAA
Messenger RNA from Megalops cyprinoides (Indo-Pacific tarpon), 2179 nucleotides. Its product is annotated as elongation factor 1-alpha 1-like. NCBI's taxonomy places the organism in Eukaryota, Metazoa, Chordata, Actinopteri, Elopiformes, Megalopidae. Bases 144 to 1532 code for a protein of 462 amino acids. The record is from RefSeq and is a predicted model, not a curated record. The transcript is spliced from 8 exons. Gene Ontology annotation, molecular function: GTPase activity; translation elongation factor activity; GTP binding. Gene Ontology annotation, biological process: translation; translational elongation.